GUCGGCAGAGUGGCAAAACCGUAAAAUAAAUUGCAAAAAAAUUUUAACCAUGUUUGGGUUUAUGAGGACUGUUAAAAGGCGAAAACCUCAUUGUUGUUACCAAAUUCCAGUCCACUGUUUCUCUCAGUCCUGCAAAACCAUUCUCAAUCGGCGGGGUUUCGUUUUUUCAUUUUUGUUUUUCGAGCGAAUCCUAUUUUACCGCUAAACAAACAGUGAGUGAUAUUCGAUUAUUGAUCACUCUGAAAUGUAAUGCACAUGAGUGCAUUUGAAUGGAUCUGUAUGCAUUCAGGAAGCGGCUGUCUCCGUUAAAGCUUUCGAAUCCGCGAGUCAACAACCAAGCCACUUGGCUCACCCACAUGAAAUCUGGGUUCAAUACGAUGAAGGUGAUAAAGAUCUUGUCUGCUUGUUUGGUAAUUCUUCCAGUUCUGGUCUCUCUCUCUUUGGUUCUUCGAAACCCACCUGCUGAUCAAGUCAAUGGAUUCGUUGACGCCAGGAUUUUAGAAAAAAAUGCUCAUAACGCAACCUCAACUGGUGUAGGUGAAGAUGGUUGGAAAAAUGGACUUAUUGCUUCUGAGUUUGACAAAAAUUCUUGCUUAAGCAAGUACCAAGCCAGUAUAUAUCGCAAAAUGGUACCCUUUAAACCUUCGUCUUAUCUCAUUUCCAGGCUAAGGAGUUACGAAAAACUCCAUAAACGCUGUGGACCAUAUACCAAAUUGUACAAUGAAACACUAGAGCAGCUAAAUUCUGGUCGUAGUGAUGGUCCCACUGACUGCAAAUACGUUGUGUGGAUAUCUUUUAGUGGCUUGGGAAACAGGAUACUAACCAUAGCAUCAGCAUUUCUUUAUGCUCUGCUUACAAACAGAGUUCUGCUUGUUGAUCCAGGAAAUGACAUGACAGAUCUAUUUUGUGAGCCAUUUCCAGAAACAUCAUGGUUUCUACCUCUUGACUUCCCUAUUAAAGACCAAUUCGGUGACUUGGAUCAGAAAUCUACUCGUUGUUAUGGGAACAUGCUGAAGAAUAACAAGUUGAACACCUCAACAGAAUCACUGCCAUCAUAUUUGUAUCUUCACUUAGUUCAUGAUUACGAUGAUCAAGAUAAACUUUUUUUCUGCGAUCAAGAUCAAAGUAUCCUCCAAAAAGUCACCUGGCUGAUGAUGAAAACAGACAACUACUUUGUCCCAUCUCUGUUCUUGAUCCCCUCUUUCGAGCAAGAACUGAACAAAUUGUUUCCUGAGAAAGGAACUGUUUUCCACCACUUGGGUCGGUAUCUUUUCCACCCUUCAAAUCAAGUAUGGGGUCUGAUUGUGAGGUAUUAUCAAGCUUACUUGGCCAAGGCAGAUGAGAGGAUUGGCAUUCAAAUCAGAACUUUCGAAACCAGCCCUGGUCCGUUCCAACAUGUGAUGGAUCAAGUUUUGGCCUGUACUGUAAAGGAGAAGUUGUUGCCUGAAGUAGAUACACAGAGUUCAUCAGUGCCUCCUUCAUCAGGAACUCCAAAACUCAAAGCUGUUCUUAUUACCUCUUUAAGUUCAGGAUACUUUGAGAUUGUUAGAAAUCUUUACUGGGAAAAUCCAGCAGUCACUGGGGACUUAAUUGGAGUUUACCAGCCAAGCCAUGAAGGACAUCAACAAACAGAAAAGCAGUUGCAUAACAGGAAAGCAUGGGCAGAGAUAUUUCUCCUCAGUCUGAGUGAUGUUUUGGUCUCCAGUGCAUGGUCAACAUUUGGAUAUGUAGCCCAAGGUCUUGGAGGUUUGAAGCCAUGGAUUCUCUAUAAGCCUGAAAAUCAAACGGCCCCUGAUCCACCUUGUCGCCGCGUCAUGUCGAUGGAGCCCUGUUUUCAUGCUCCACCAUUUUAUGACUGCAAGGCAAAGACUGGAAUUGAUACAGGCAAGCUAGUACCACAUGUGAGACACUGUGAGGAUAUGAGCUGGGGGCUUAAGCUGGUUGACAGUCAUGAUGAAUUAUAGCUUGGAUUUAUUUGAAUUAUUGGACAUUCUUUUCACCAAUUUUGCACAUAAACAUUGAUAUAAAAAUGGAAGUAAAUUAUUCACUAUAAAGGAACAAAAAAUAAAGAGAAAAAAAAAAUAGAGAAGUAAAUUUUGCUGUUGAGGUUGAGUUUUGUAGAAAUAUUAUACUAUCCUUUUGUUUUAUUCUAUUUUUGUUUAUGAUU
This is a messenger RNA of Ziziphus jujuba (common jujube), 2167 nucleotides long. Its product is annotated as galactoside 2-alpha-L-fucosyltransferase. Lineage: Eukaryota; Viridiplantae; Streptophyta; Magnoliopsida; Rosales; Rhamnaceae. Bases 270 to 1964 code for a protein of 564 amino acids. Gene Ontology annotation, cellular component: Golgi apparatus; membrane. The record is from RefSeq and is a predicted model, not a curated record. The transcript has 2 exons. Gene Ontology annotation, biological process: xyloglucan biosynthetic process; cell wall biogenesis. Gene Ontology annotation, molecular function: galactoside 2-alpha-L-fucosyltransferase activity.